GAGCUGCUUGCCAUCGUGUGUCAUCCUUGUCCACCCUUUGAAGUUUCAAUCAUGAGUCGUCAUGGUGGUCUGCCUCUGCGCUUGCUGUGUGUCCUCCUGGUUCACUUACUGGUGGCACACCCUGCUCUUGCUUCAGUCCUGAAAGAGAAGCUCAAGUUCGACAAUGCAAAAAUAAAGUCUGCCAGAGAGAGCUAUGCUGUCUUCAGAAGCCAGUCCCCAGCUGCAUGUCAGACUCCUCAAGUGCUGGAGGCAGUCUCUAGUGACAUCAACAUGUGGUCAGUCACUGGGACAUACCAGAACAACCAAAACUGUGAGUGGCAGAUCCUGGCACCUGCAGACAGAAUUGUGCUCAUCACUUUUCUCAACUUUGAUCUUGAAGACUCUUCGCCUUGCAUUUACGAUUAUGUUGAGCUACAGGACUUUUCUGUUAUGAGUCAACUCUUAGCAUCCUACAAGUACUGUGGAAGUGUGUUGCCCCCAGCCUUCGCGUCGUCUGGCAAUCAAGUGUUAGUCAAGUUCCACAGUGACGGGUCUGUUGUUCGCCGAGGUUUCUCUCUCCACUACACCAGUCAUCCUCAAGGAAAUGGUACAUCAAACAUCACAUCAGUGACUGUAUAUCCUCCAACCUCCAGUACGUCAGACGUUGUAACCACUCAAGAGGAGACAAAUCAUUCAUUUGGCACCAGUCCAGAUCUGUGCAGCAGACAACAAUUGUUGGAGGACACCUCUGGUGAUAUCAGCAUAUGGCCAGGUGAACUGCAUAGCACCAGUCUAAACUGCACAUGGGUGAUCCUGGUGCCAGAAGACAGCAUCGUGACCAUCUUUUGGUCUGAGGUUGACCUGGUCAGUUCGUUGUCUUGUGAUUAUAAUUAUGUUCAACUCAACGACUUUUCUACCUCGGGUCAUCUCUUGGCAUCAAACAAUAUUUUAUUAAUUCAAUCUAGAUACGUUAUUAAUCUCCUUUACUCUGAACUUUCAUCAGCCACAUCUGCUGCCAUGAGUACACAUUUGCCGACACCCCAGCUAAAUUCCGUCACCACCGCUACCACUGCAACUGUGAUGUAUUUUACUGAACCUCCUGUCACCAUUUCUUCUUGCAGUGGAACACAUGUGUUGGAGGGAGCCCCGGGCAGCAUCACCAUGUGGGCUGUCAAUGGGUCAUACCUGAACAACCAGCAUUGUGUGUGGUACAUCCUGGCACCCCAAGACAAUAUUGUCCUCAUAACAUUUCACACCUUUGAGCUGGAGAACGAAAAUUGCUCCUAUGAUUACGUUCAAUUACACGACUUUUCUUCCUCUGGUGAACUCUUAGGAUCCUACAUGUUCUGUGGAUGGACGUUGCCACAGGCCUUCACAUCGUCUGGCAGCCAAGUGGUAAUCACAUUCCACAGUGAUGAGACAGUCACCAUGCGAGGCUUCUCUCUCUUCUACAGCUUUGCUCCAAGUAACUCAAGUACAAAUGUUACCUCGACAACUCCGAACUGGUUUUUGCCAUCCACAUUGCUGUCAUGCAAUGUGAUACAAGAGGUGUGGGCCUCAAGGGGUAGCAUCAGUGUGGGCUCUGCCAGUGAACAUUACCAGAGUCACCAGGACUGUGAAUGGCGACUUAUUACCACUCCUGGCAUGGUCAUUCGCAUUGCUUGGCACAACUUUGACCUCGAAAAUUCUAUGCUUUGUGAUUACGACUACCUUGAGGUCCUAGAUUACUCCGAAGUCAGCACAAAGUUUAUAGGGAAGUACUGCGGUGGUAGCCUGCCGCCUCCCCUUAUCACUGCAUCUAAUGUGGCAGUUAUCAGGUUCCAUAGUGAUGGUUCACGCUCAGGUCAUGGCUUCACCAUUCUUUAUGACAGCAUUCCCAGUGGAUAUUAAAAUAUACACCAUCAAGGGUUAAACUGGGAGUCGUCCUGGCUAUAUUGGUCGUUCAUCGGGGAAAAGGAGGCAAGAGCCUGGAUACAACUAUCCUCCAUCAAGGUCCUCUCAAUACCAGGCCAAUGUUCUCUAAAGAGAGGCACAUGCACAAUCACG
Messenger RNA from Cherax quadricarinatus, 2025 nucleotides. The record is from RefSeq and is a predicted model, not a curated record. NCBI's taxonomy places the organism in Eukaryota, Metazoa, Arthropoda, Malacostraca, Decapoda, Parastacidae.